AUGGCCACGGACACGUGGCGUGAUAGCGGUAGCCGCGACCGCUAUCGCGAUUCGCACGACGACUACCGUCGCGACUCGCACUCGCACCACGGGGACGGUCGUCGCGACAACCACUGGACGGCGAGCCGCGACGACGACUGGGAGGAGCUUGAGGAUAAGAACGACCCGGAGCUGCAGGGGCUAGAGUACUCGGAGUUUCGGUGCAAGAAGCGCGAGAAGAUGCGCCGCCUGCACCGCCGCCUGCUCUGGCGCAUCACGCCCAGCCCGCCCCGGGAUCGCCCGCCGAUUCCUGCGCCGCCGGCGGAAGCGAACGGGCAUGCGAAGGGCGGCAGCAGGAGCGGAUCGGAGGACGAUGAUAGGGAAAGGAGUGAUGGUGAACGGAGGGGUGCGGAUGCGGGGAAGGAGAGGGAGCAGGGUGGAUUGAUUAACGGGGAUGUGGAUGCGGUUGCGGAACGAGAGAAGAAGGAUGAAGGGGGGGAUGCAAAGGGCGGCGGCGGGGAGAGUGAGGAGGACAAGGGUGGUAAGCAGGGGGCGAGCGGCGGAGACAAAGAAGCGUUGGAGAACGGCGGAGAGGGUGGUUCGUCGGACGAUGAACGCCUCGCGAAAAAGAGGAAGGAAAAGCAGGAUGGAGGCGCUGUGAAAGGAAAGAGCAAGGCGCGGAAGCGGUCGGAGGAUAGUGAUAGCAGUGAGGGGGAAAGCGAUGAGGAGAGUGACGAAGAGAGUAGUGAUUCGGAAGACGAAGAAAGCGAGAGCGGCUCGAGCGAGGACGAGUCGUCCAGCGACGCGGGCGACGAGAGCGACGGAGGGGCGAAGAAGCGCGCGAGGAAAGCGGGCAAAGCGGGGAGGAAGAGCGGAAGCGAGAAAGGCGAGGAGGACGAGGAGGAGGACGAGGAAGGUGGAGGUGGCGAGGACGAAGAGGAGAUGGACCCUGAAGUGCUCAUGUUCAAGCAGUAUGUUGAAGAGCAGAAACGCGCGCAGCUCGCCGCUAUGGAAGCCGAGCCGUUUGUCGGUCCCGCGCCCGCGGCCAAGGCGGAGGGGCACAUCAGCUACGGAGGGGCGCUGCGUCCCGGAGAAGGAGACGCCAUUGCGCAGUACGUGCAGCAAGGGAAGCGUAUUCCACGUCGUGGUGAGGUGGGUUUGUCGGCGGACGAGAUUUCCAAGUUUGAAGAUCUCGGGUAUGUGAUGAGUGGAAGCAGGCACCAGAGGAUGAAUGCUAUCCGUAUCCGAAAGGAAAACCAGGUGUACAGUGCGGAGGACAAGAGGGCGCUGGCGAUGUUUAACUAUGAGGAGAAGGCGAAGAGGGAGCACAAGGUUAUGUCAGACCUGCAGCGGCUGGUGCAGAGGCACAUGGCGGCGCAGGAUGGGCCCAAAGAGGGAGAUGGUGCUGCUGCUGCUGCUGGUGGGGAGGAUGAGGAUGCGGAGUGA
Messenger RNA from Closterium sp. Naga37s-1, 1425 nucleotides. NCBI's taxonomy places the organism in Eukaryota, Viridiplantae, Streptophyta, Zygnematophyceae, Desmidiales, Closteriaceae. The record is from the annotation of a GenBank genome assembly.